Molecule: messenger RNA, 895 nt
Organism: Paramacrobiotus metropolitanus
Lineage: Eukaryota; Metazoa; Tardigrada; Eutardigrada; Parachela; Macrobiotidae
Exons: 3
Coding region: 252-635 (127 amino acids)
Biological process (GO): ceramide biosynthetic process
Cellular component (GO): serine palmitoyltransferase complex
Molecular function (GO): serine C-palmitoyltransferase activity
Source: RefSeq, a predicted model, not a curated record
UUUUUGAUUAUGAUUAUUAUUUUAUCUGAUGAGUUUAUCUGCCGUCCACGCCAUUUCCUGACAGCUCAUGGUCAGCCCGACUUUGUUAUGACCCGCAUGUGUAGUUUUCUUUCAAAUCCCAUGAUCGGAUGAUCCUGUUGUUUAACAGUUUAAUGCAGUGUUUGUGAGUGUCUAGAAGUAGGUAAAUAGUGGCUGUUUUACUUUUAUAGGACCCGAAGUUUGAACACCCAGAGAGCUGAAAUCUUUAAAACAUGACGAAUCCUUCGGAACGUCUACGGCCCCUAAGCGAGCCUAAAUUGUCCACGUAUCGAGAUUCUUAUCCUGUUCCUGCUCAGUGGGCGAACAUCAACUGGAAAAGGAUGUCAUGGAAGGAGCAGAUUAGCUUCUGGUAUCUCAAGUACCUCAUUGCCACAUCCACCUUUAUGCUGGAGCCGUGGGAGCGCCGUGUGUUUGAUGCCUUCCUGUUGGGAUUUAUUUUCAUGACCACCUACGCUUGCUAUCUGUACUUGCCUGCCUACGGAUCCCGUUUUUUUGCCCAUUUCUAUGCUUUUAUCAGCGAUGUUUGCUAUCGUUUGUCACAAUUAAUGUUUUCUACUUCAGGGUCUAGUGAGGAGCGUAGUUAUGGAACUUUUUGAAAGCGGAUCCAGUCUGUCAUUUAUCCUGCCUAGCUCAUAAAUUUUUGAUGUCACAAAUCUUGCAUUCCCUGGUAUUUCUGACUGUUUUUACUUGGUUUUAAUUUUUUAGCAGAUGCCUGUGUUUAUCCUGUCUUGACAUUCUCUUCAUAGAUCUGAAAUCAAGGUGUUUGCCUGUGGUAUCGCAUUCAGUCUUGUCUCUCUUUCGGUGUUCCACAUAAAUUUAUUAAAAGUCGACGGAAUCGGUUCAUGUCGUCGGUUUG